AACAACAUGUAGUAGCAUAAUAUCCUUCCCCUCUAGACCUCCCCCAUCCCAAUGGAGUCUGCAUCGACUUCCCCUCCGCGCGGCUCGGGAGCGCCGCAGAUCGGCAAUAAGAACGUUUUAUUCCAGUCAAGAUGGAGGGCUAUUGCCUACUGAGGGGAAACCCAACAGCGUGACCGUUGCGGGACAAUAUUCGCACUUUCAAUGUAAGGCUGACCCGCCUUUCCGCAGAUCUAACGGAGUCGAAUAUUUGGUGAUAUUUUGACGUGACGUUAUUCCAGCAAUGAGCUCGGGCGACGGGAUAGAUGAGGGUCCGAAUGAUGCGGCCGACAUAGCGGCGUUUUUCAAAUCUGAUUGUUCUCUCACGCAAUGUGAACCAAAACUGGAGGGACCAAGCAGCCAAUCAUCAGGGUUCCAUGGCCAUGAGGACAUGAAGGCCAUAGAUGUGCUGCCCAUCCUUAAGGAGAAGGUCGCCUUUCUUUCAGGUGGUAGAGAUCGACGUGGCGGGCCCGUCCUCACCUUCCCCGCCAGGAGCAACCACGACAGGUUCCGCCAGGAGGACCUGCGCAGGCUCAUCACCUACCUCGCUGCAAUCCCCAGUGAGGAUGUGCGCAGAUAUGGCUUCACGGUCAUUGUGGACAUGCGUGGCUCCAAGUGGGACUCCAUCAAACCUCUUCUGAAGAUCCUUCAGGAGUCCUUUCCUUCCUGCAUCCACGUGACGCUUAUCAUCAAGCCUGAUAACUUCUGGCAGAAACAGAGAACCAACUUUGGCAGCUCCAAGUUUGAAUUUGAGACGAUCAUGGUGUCGCUGGAGGGUUUGACCAAAGUGGUGGACCCUUCCCAGCUCACCUCCGACUUCGAGGGCAGCCUGGAGUACAACCACGACGAGUGGGUCCAGGUCAGGAUGGCGUUCGAGGAGUUCGCCGGCGAGGCCGCGCGGGCGCUAGCUCGGCUGGAGGAGCUGCAGGAGACUCUGGCUCAGCGCGACCUUCCCCGUGACUUGGAAGGGGCGCGUCGUCUCAUGGAAGACCACGCGGCCUUGAAGAAGCGCGCCACCAAGGCGUCCGUGGAGGAACUGGACGCCCAGGGACGCCGGCUCCUCCAGAAGCUGCAGGCGGCGGCUAACGAGGGCUACGCUAACCGCGGCGCGGCUAACGACGCUAACGAGGCCCACAGCCUGGCGCCCAAGGUGACGGCGCUGCUGGACAAGCUGCACACCACCCGGCAGCACCUGCAGCAGCUCUGGCACAUGAGGAAGCUGAAGCUGGAUCAGUGUUUCCAGCUCCGGCUGUUCGAACAGGACGCAGAGAAGAUGUUUGACUGGAUCUUGCACAACAAGGGCCUGUUCCUGACCAGCUACACGGAGAUCGGAGGGUCCCACACCCAGGCUGCAGAACUCCAGACCCAGCACAACCACUUCGCCAUGAACUGCAUGAAUGUGUACGUGAACAUCAACAGGAUCAUGUCUGUGGGGAACCGUCUGCUUGAGUCCGGUCACUACGCCUCGCAGCAGAUCCAGCAGAUCUCAGGACAGCUGGAGCAGGAGUGGAAGGCCUUCGCCGCCGCGCUGGACGAGCGCAGCACCCUGCUGGAGAUGUCUGCCUCCUUCCACCACAAAGCUGACCAGUACAUGAGCAGUGUGGAGCCCUGGGGCAAGGCGUGUGGGGAGGGGGGGCUCCCGUCAGAGCUGCAGGAGCUGGAAGAUACCAUCCACCACCACCAGGGGCUGUAUGAGCACAUCACCGCUGCUUACUCUGAGGUGAGCCAAGAUGGUAAGUCCCUGCUGGACAAGCUGCAGCGGCCCCUGACCCCUGGCAGCGCUGACUCCCUGACGGCCUCGGCUAACUACUCCAAGGCGGUUCACCACGUGCUGGACGUCAUCCACCAGGUGCUGCAUCACCAGCGGCAGCUGGAGAACGUCUGGCAGCAGCGCAAGGUCCGCCUGCACCAACGCCUGCAGCUCUGCGUCUUCCAGCAGGACGUGCAGCAGCUGUGGACGUGGUUGGAGGAGCUGCAGAAGGAGCUUCUGGAUGACGUGUAUGCUGAGGCGGUGGAGGCGGUGCAGGAGCUGAUCAAGCGCUUCAGCCAGCAGCAGCAGACCACCCUGCAGGCCACCGUCAACGUCAUCAAGGAGGGAGAGGACCUCAUCCAGCAGCUCAGGGACUCGGCCGUCUCCAGCAACAAGACGCCCCACAACAGUUCCAUGGCCCACAUCGAGACGGUGCUGGCCCAGCUGGACGAGGCGCAGGGCCAGAUGGAGGAGCUGUUCCAGGAGAGGAAGAUCAAGCUGGAGCUCUUCCUGCAGCUGCGCAUCUUCGAGAGGGACGCCAUCGACAUCAUCUCAGACCUGGAGUCGUGGAACGAGGACCUGGCGGGCCAGAGGGGUGAGCUGGACACGGAGGACCUGGCCCUGGCAGAGCAGAGGCUGCAGCACCACGCUGACAAGGCCCUGACCACGACCAACCUGGCCUUCGACGUGGUGCACCAGGGCCAGGAGCUGCAGCAGUACGUCACCGAGGUGCAGGCCACUGGUGUGGAGCUCCUGUGUGACAGGGAUGUGGACAUGGCCACGCGUGUUCAGGACCUGCUGGACUUCCUGCAUGAGAAGCAGCAGGAGCUGGACCAGGCGGCCGAGCAGCACCGCCGCCACCUGGAGCAGUGUGUGCAGCUACGCCACCUGCAGGCCGAGGUCAAACAGGUGCUGGGGUGGAUUCGUAACGGGGAGUCCAUGCUAAACGCUGGGUUGAUUACAGCCAGCUCCCUACAAGAGGCAGAGCAACUCCAGAAGGAACACGAGCAGUUUCAACAUGCCAUAGAGAAGACCCACCAGAGCGCCCUGCAGGUGCAGCAGAAGGCCGAGGCCCUGCUCCAGGCCAGCCACCUCCACAUGGAGCUGAUCAGGGACUGUGCCGAGAAGGUGGCCGACCACUGGCAGCAGCUCAUGCUGAAGAUGGAGGACAGGCUCAAGCUGGUCAACGCCUCCGUGGCCUUCUACAAGACUUCGGAGCAGGUUUGCAGUGUGCUGGAGAGCCUGGAGCAGGAGUACAAGCGAGAGGAGGACUGGUGUGGGGGCGCCGACAAGCUGGGGCCUAACAGUGACUCAGACCACGUCACCCCCAUGAUCAGCAAACACCUGGAGCAGAAGGAGGCCUUCCUGAAGGCGUGCACCUUAGCCAGACGGAACGCCGACGUCUUCCUGAAGUACCUGCACAGGAACAGCGUCAACAUGCCAGGCAUGCUGGCCCACGUCAAGGCACCUGAGACACAGGUCAAAAACAUCUUGAACGAGCUGCUGCAGAGGGAGAACCGGGUUCUGCACUUCUGGACCCUGAGGAAGCGCCGGCUGGACCAGUGCCAGCAGUACGUGGUGUUCGAGCGCAGCGCCAAGCAGGCGCUGGAGUGGCUGCAUGAUGCUGGCGAGUUCUACCUGUCCACACACACCUCCACGGGCUCCAGCCUCCACCACACCCAGGAGCUGCUGAAGGAGCACCAGGACUUCCAGAUCACCGCCAAGCAAACCAAAGAGCGGGUGAAGUUGUUGAUCCAGCUGGCAGAGAGCUUCUGCGAGAAGGGCCACGCCCACGCUCAGGAGAUCAAGAAAUGGGUGGCGUCCGUCGACAAGCGCUACCGAGACUUCUCCCUGCGCAUGGACAAGUACCGCUCGUGUCUGGAGAAAACGCUGGGCAUCUCGUCUGACUCCAACAAGACUAGUAAAGACCUGCAACUGGACAUCAUACCGGCCAGCGCGCCAGAGUUAGAGGUCAAACUGAGGGAUGCCGCCCACGAACUGAACGAGGAGAAGAGGAAGUCUGCUCGCAGGAAAGAGUUCAUAAUGGCAGAGCUUCUCCAGACAGAGAAGGCGUACGUCAGAGACCUGAGGGAAUGCACAGAUACGUACCUGUGGGAGAUGAGCAGCGGCGUGGAGGACGUCCCUCCUGGAAUCGUCAACAAAGAACACAUCAUCUUCGGCAACAUGCAGGAUCUCGACGAGUUCCACCACAACAUCUUCCUGAAGGAGUUGGAGAAGUACGAACAGCUGCCUGAGGAUGUCGGCCAUUGUUUUGUCACCUGGGCUGAUAAGUUCCAGAUGUAUGUGAACUACUGCAAGAACAAGCCAGACUCAACACAACUCAUCCUGGAACAUGCAGGAUCCUACUUUGAUGAAAUUCAACAGAGACACAGAUUGGCCAACUCCAUCUCCUCGUACCUCAUCAAACCAGUGCAGAGAAUAACCAAGUACCAGCUUCUGUUAAAGGAGCUCCUGACAUGCUGUGAAGAGGGGAAGGGAGAGAUCAAGGACGGGCUGGAGGUGAUGCUGAGUGUCCCAAAGAGAGCUAACGACGCCAUGCACCUCAGCAUGAUGGAAGGGUUUGAUGGGAACCUGGAGUCACAGGGGGAGCUGAUCGUUCAGGAGGCGUUCCAGGUGUGGGACCCCAAGACGCUGAUCCGCAAGGGCCGCGAACGCCACCUCUUCCUGUUCGAGAUGUCCCUGGUCUUCAGCAAGGAGGUGAAGGACUCGUCCGGCCGCAGCAAGUACCUCUACAAGAGCAAGCUGAUUACCUCUGAGUUGGGGGUCACAGAGCAUGUGGAGGGAGACCCCUGCAAGUUUGCCCUCUGGAUGGGGAGGACCCCGUCCUCAGACAACAAGAUUGUCCUCAAGGCGUCCAGCCUAGAGAACAAGCAGGACUGGAUCAAGCACAUCCGUGAGGUGAUCCAGGAGCGCACCAUCCACCUGCGGGGGGCGCUAAAGGAGCCCAUCCACAUCCCUAAAGCCACUACCGCCAAGCACAAGGCCCGCAGGGACGGAGAGGAGCUGGACAGCCAGGGCGAGGGCAGUAGCCAACCAGACACCAUCUCCAUCGCCUCCCGCACCUCGCAGAACACAGUGGACAGCGACAAGUUGUCGGGAGGAUGUGAGGUCACCGUGGUCAUCCAUGACUUCCUGGCGGGCGUCGGCGGCGGGGAGAUGACAGUGCACCGGGGCCAGACGGUGGAGGUGGUGGAGCGCGUGCCGGAGCGCCCUGACUGGGUCCUGGUCCGCACCACAGAGCGCCUGCCACCCCAGGAGGGCAUGGUGCCCUGCGCCUCGCUCUGCCUCGCCCACGCCCGCUCCAGUCUGGACGUGGAGGGGCUCUUCAACCACAAAGACACGCUGUCCGUGUCCAGCGGAGAGGCCCUCCACGUGGGCUCCAGCCACACGCUCGGCCCCCACAGCACCCCGGGGGGCAGGCGCCCGGGCAACACCCUGAGGAAGUGGCUGACCAGCCCGGUCCGACGGCUCAGCUCUGGCAAGGCCGACGCUCACGUGAAGAAGCUGGCCCACAAGCACAAGAAGAACCGCGCGGACGGACGCAAGAACGCAGACGCCCAGAAGGACUCGGACGACAGCGCGGCCACGCCCCAGGAUGAGACUGUCGAGGAGAGAAUGAGAAGCGAGGGGCUGAGCAGCGGAACCCUCUCCAAGUCGUCCUCCUCAGGGAUGCAGAGCUGUGGGGAGGAGGAGGGAGAGGAGGGGGCGGACUCCGUGCCCCUGCCGCCCCCCAUGGCCAUCCAGCAGCACAGCCUGCUGCAGGCCGACGCCCAGGACGACAAGGCUUCUUCCAGACUGGGAGGAAGACCAGGCAGCUCAGAGACUCCCAGUGCAGCUGAACUAGUCAGCGCCAUCGAGGGGCUGGUCAAGAGCAAGAUGUCUCUGGAGGACCGCCCCAGCUCCCUGCCGGUGCGACCGGAGGAGGUCAGCAGCCCCUCCCUCUCCUCCCUCCUGUCCUCCUCCCCCCUGGACGACCAGGAGGAGCACAAGGCCGGCCUCCUCAAGAGACGCCACUAUGUGUUGCUGGAACUGGUGGAGACUGAGAGAGACUACGUCAGAGACCUGGGGUCAGUGGUGGAGGGUUACAUAUCCAGAAUGAAGGAGGAAGGCGUUCCAGAUGACAUGAGAGGCAAAGAAAAGAUGCUGUUUGGGAACAUCCACCAGAUCUACGACUGGCAUAAAGAGUUCUUCCUGGGUGAGCUGGAGAAGUGCCUGGAGGAUCCUGAUAGGCUGGGAGCGCUGUUUGUCAAACAGGAAAGGAGGCUGCACAUGUACAUCGUUUACUGCCAGAACAAGCCCAAGUCAGAACACAUCGUGUCUGAAUACAUCGACACCUACUUCGAGGAGCUGAAGCAGCGUCUGGGUCACAGACUGCAGCUAACAGACCUACUCAUCAAGCCAGUGCAGCGCAUCAUGAAGUACCAGCUCCUCCUCAAGGAUUUCCUCAAAUUUUCCAAGAAGGCUGGAGUAGAUACUGUUGAGUUGGAGAAAGCAGUGGAGGUGAUGUGUGUCGUGCCCAAAAGAUGCAACGACAUGAUGAAUGUGGGUCGACUGCAAGGCUUUGAGGGGAAGAUUGUAGCCCAGGGCCGUCUCCUUCUUCAGGACACCUUCAUGGUGUCCGACCAGGACAGUGGACUUCUUUCCAGGAUGAAGGAGAGGAGGGUCUUUCUCUUUGAGCAGAUAGUCAUCUUCAGCGAGCCGCUGGACAAGAAGAAGGGCUACUCCACCCCCGGCUAUCUCUUCAAGAACAGCAUCAAGGUGAGCUGGCUGGGUCUGGAGGAGAGCCAAGACGACACGUCUAAGUUCACGUUGACGUCGCGCUCCUCUAGUGGUGCGCUGGAGAACUUCGUUCUGCAGUCCCCCAGCUCUGCCGUCAGCCAGGUGUGGAUCCACCACAUCAGCCAGAUCCUGGAGAACCAACGCAACUUCCUCAACGCUCUGACAUCCCCUAUUGAGUACCAGAGGAACAAUGUGGGCGGCGGCGGGGCAGGAGCUUCCCCUAGCGGCGGCAUCUGCUCCGGCUCCGUCCUGGCCGGGGGGUCGUCCCUGUGCGGCCCCCGCUCCCGAGCCUCCCGCAUCCCCCAGCCCUCCUCCCGCCUGCCCCAGCCCGUCCACCACCACCAUCCCCUGGGCCCCGAGGGGCCCGACAGGACAGCAGGUACGUGGCCCCCCCGCCUGCAGCCCCCUCCUGCUAGCCCCCACCCCCCUGAGGCCAGUCGGGGGGACCCAGAUCCCGCGGCCCCUAUGAUGAGGGUCCUGGAUGGCCCUCCAUGCAAUGGCAUGGUGUCUGGUGCAGAUGGCAGCCCCAAACAGGGGCACAAAGACCCCCCUGUAAACCCCCUCCCACAGAUGCCUGUGGCCCCGCUGAACACCAACCCCAGGGUGGGGACUGUCUCUCCCUUUCCAUCCCUCGUGUCCCCUGGAGGUCUUGGGAAGGACAGUCCCAUUGCAAGUAGCCCAACCCAGAAAGGCCCCUCUUACUGGGCCUCAGGCCCGGCCUCCCCAGCCAGCAGGCCUGGUUCCUUCUCUUGGCCCAGUGAUGGUGGGGACUCCCUGGGAUGGGGGAGCCAUGGUUACAGCCACCAUCGCCGCCAGUCUGCACACAGCAAGGACAUAGACCGCAUGAGUACCUGCUCGUCUACCAGUGAGCAGUCCAUACACUCCAUCCAGAGCAACGGGAGUGAAAGCAGCAGCAGCAGCAGUGUGUCCACCAUGCUGGUGACCCAGGACUACGCCGCGUUGAAGGAGGAUGAGAUCAGCGUGCUCCAGGGGGAGGUGGUCCAGAUGCUGGCCAGCAACCAGCAGAACAUGUUCCUGGUGUUCCGCGCCGCCACCGAGCAGGGCCCGGCGGCCGAGGGCUGGAUCCCCGGCCACGUGCUUGGACACACCUCCCCCGUCUCCCCCGAUCACCCCGAAGGCACCGUCAAAAAAUGGUCGUCGUGGCACACGGCCCUCCGCCUGAGGAGGAAGACAGAGAAGAGAGACAAGGACACCGCAAAGGACAACGGCUACCGUAGAUCUCACAACAGUCUGGCUACUAAAGUGUCUGUCAAGCUUCUGAAUCCCAACUACAUAUAUGAUGCAGUGCCUCCAGAGUUCCUCUUGCCUCUGAGUGAUGUGGUGUGUGCGUGCGGAGAGAGCGUCACUCUCAGGGGGAAGGUGUGUGGCCUCACCCGAGCCUCUGUGUCCUGGAGAGGCCCUGACCACGCGCCGCUGGCCAGCAACGGACGCUUCUGCCUGGGACACAGUGACACCGGUGAGGCCACCUUGGAGAUCCUAGAGGUGUGUGUGGAGGACGGGGGGGUGUACACCUGCAUCGCCAGCAGUGCAGCAGGAACCACGUCCUCCUCCGCCAGUCUCCGAGUGUCAGAUGUCAACAACAUUGGGAGUGACAUUCUUUGGAAGAACAACUUUGAGUUGUUCUACACUGAGACCACGGAACUGGGCAGGGGCAGGUUCUCGGUGACCCGGCGCUGUAACCAGUGUGGCAGCCGUGGCAGCGUAGCAGCUAAGCACGUGAAUAAGCGCCUGCUGCGGCGGGAGCAGGUGCAGCGGGAGGUGCUGCUGCUGCGGGACCUAAAGCACCCACACCUGGCCAGGCUGCUGGACACCUACGAGACCCCCACCAGCUACGUCCUCAUCCUGGAGAUGGCUGGCCAGGGCCGCCUGCUGGACCACAUCGUGAGCUGGGGCAGCCUGACGGAGGAGCGGGUGGCUCUGUACCUGAGAGACAUCCUGGAGGCCCUGCGCUACCUGCACAGCUGCAGGGUAGCCCACCUGGACCUGAAGCCGGAGAACAUCGUGGUAGAAAACACCUCCGUUCUUCCCGUGGUCAAGCUGACAGACUUCGGCGAUGCGGUCCAGCUGGACUCCUCCCAGCACGUCCACCCUCUCUUGGGCAGUCCCGAGUUCUCCUCUCCUGAGCUGGUCCUGGGCCUGCCGGCCUCUCUGACCUCUGACCUCUGGAGCCUGGGCGUGUUGACCUAUGUGCUGCUGAGCGGUGCCUCCCCCUUCCUGGACGACAGCGUGGAGGAGACCUGCGUCAACAUCUGCCGUCUGGACUUCAGCUUCCCUCCGGACUACUUCUCCGGGGUGAGCCGGGCGGCGCGGGACUUCGUGUGCCUGCUGCUGCAGGCGGAGGCGGGGCGGAGGCCCUCGGCGGACGCCUGCCUGCAGGAGCCCUGGCUGCAGCCACACGCCGCGCCCCGCCCCCCCGGCCACCUGGACACGUCUCGCCUGGUGUCCUUCAUGGAGCGGAGGAGGCACCUGAACGACGUCCGCCCCGUGGCCAGCAUCAAGGCCUUCCUGCACAGCCGACUCCUCAACGCUGUGUGACCGGCCACAAGACCACCACGUUAAUGAUCUCAUCGUCCCCCAACUCGCCACCAAGGAUCCUGCUGCUGCCUGCUGAUCCCCCCUCCCUCCCUGCCUCCCCUAUCCCACAAUCCCUCUAACCCCCCCCCCCUACCAACUUGCAGAGUCAUGGUUUUAUCCUGACUUGCAAACAAACAGUUUGAGGCUUCUUAGAGACUUGACUAGCAGGGAGAACAGAGCACUGUGAGGAGCCUGUGGUGAAGGAGCCUCUUGUUCGGAUAGUUUCUUUAAGAAGAAACGGGUGUUUUCGGUUGAACACAAGAGAAAUGUCUUUUUGUAAUGAGAGAUUACUUUUUGUACAGAUAAUGUAUAGUAAAGUAACAGAGAACUUUAUUCAUAUCUUGUCAAGAACAGAGGUUCGGAAAUGAUCAAAACAAGUUGACACCUGAACAGUACAGAUGAUGUAGAUUAACUUUGGAAUAACCUCACAUUUACCGGUUGGAGACCAAAAUCAUGUUUCAGAUAAAUUGUUGAAAUUCUUGGCCUUGCUUCUUGUGUGGGCCUAGCAUCAUUUGAAAGAUAAACUAUUUUAGUGACACUUGUACAACUUAUGACAAACAAUAAAAGCUUCAACAGCUAUUAUAAGUCAAAUAUGUCUUCAGAUUUCUAAUGCAUCAGCCUUACUUUGUAAAUAAAGUGUUCCUGCCUUCAUUCUCAUUUGAAGACUCAAAGUUGCUGCUUCAGCUGAGUGGUUAGGUUGACCAGUGAGAGAACACUUUCAUGGUGGUUAAGGUUCAGGUGAGGGUUCAGGUUAAGUUUGGGGAAGACUUUGGGUUCAGGUUUAGAAAUUGAGGAUAGGGUUAAGGUUCAUUGUUAUAGUUCAGGUUAAGAGGUUAAAGGGUCAGGUUAAGGUUAGGUGUAGGGUUUAGGUUAAGAGUUUGGGAAUCAGGUUAGGGUUACGGUUCAUGUUUGGGGUUAGGGUUGAGAGGUUAGGGUUCAGGUUCAUGGUUAGGGUUGAGAGGUUAGGGUUCAGGUUCAUGGUUAGGGUUAGGGUUGAGAGGUUAGGGUUCAGGUUCAUGGUUAGGGUUGAGAGGUUAGGGUUCAGGUUCAUGGUUAGGAUUGAGAGGUUAGGGUUCAGGUUCAUGGUUAGGGUUAGGGUUGAGAGGUUAGGGUUCAGGUUCAUGGUUAGGGUUGAGAGGUUAGGGUUCAGGUUCAUGGUUAGGGUU
This is a messenger RNA of Osmerus eperlanus (European smelt), 10347 nucleotides long. It is a transcript of the gene triob, whose product is annotated as trio Rho guanine nucleotide exchange factor b. Lineage: Eukaryota; Metazoa; Chordata; Actinopteri; Osmeriformes; Osmeridae. The transcript is spliced from 56 exons. Gene Ontology annotation, molecular function: protein binding; guanyl-nucleotide exchange factor activity; ATP binding. Gene Ontology annotation, biological process: protein phosphorylation; axon guidance. The coding region runs from base 281 to 9142 and encodes 2953 amino acids. Gene Ontology annotation, cellular component: extrinsic component of membrane; cytoplasm. The record is from RefSeq and is a predicted model, not a curated record.